This is a messenger RNA of Oryzias melastigma (Indian medaka), 2583 nucleotides long. Its product is annotated as complement factor B. NCBI's taxonomy places the organism in Eukaryota, Metazoa, Chordata, Actinopteri, Beloniformes, Adrianichthyidae. Gene Ontology annotation, biological process: proteolysis; complement activation. Gene Ontology annotation, cellular component: extracellular region. Bases 103 to 2370 code for a protein of 755 amino acids. The record is from RefSeq and is a predicted model, not a curated record. The transcript has 18 exons. Gene Ontology annotation, molecular function: serine-type endopeptidase activity.
UUUGUCCAGAGUCAGUUCCUACAUCACAGUUCAUUUCAGAAUAAAAGUUCAGCUUCAUCCACAUAGUCUGACUUUAGAAACGCUUCUCCUUUGAGAUUCAGCAUGAAAACGUCUGUCAGCUGGAGUUUGUUGCUCUUUCUUCUUCUCUGCACAGGGGGAGAGGUUGAGUGUAACUGCCCAGAGGAUGGCCUGCAAAUUCAGGGGGGUAGUUACACCCUGACAAAGGGCUUUGAGACGGGCAGCUCGCUGGUCUAUAAGUGUCCCGAGAACUUCUACCCGUACCCAGCAGCCGUUCGCAUAUGCUACCCCAACAACAAGUGGAACCCAGGACCAAAAAGGUUUUCUCCCCAAAGAUGCAAGCACGUGGAGUGUCCUGACCCCAAUGUCCUGGAGAACGGGAAUGUGUCCCCCCCUUUGGAGAGGUACCUUGCCGGCAACACCACCACGUUUGAGUGCUACUCUGGUUACACACUGAGAGGCUCUGAAAGUCGUACCUGCUUACCCAACGGGAAGUGGAGUGGCUCCACCACCAUCUGCAGUCGUGACUCGGGGGAAACCUGUCCUGAUCCUGGAGUCCCACCUGGUGCCUCAAGGAGAGGAAACACAUUCGAUGUUGGUUAUGACGUCUCAUACUCCUGCAAUGGCAACCUGUUUCUGGUGGGCUCCAAAGUCCGAGUGUGUCAGGAGAAUGGCCACUGGAGCGGCAGAGAGCCCGCAUGCUACUCCAAAUUCACAUACGACACUUCACAGGAAGUCUCAGAAGCAUUUGGGAGUUCCAUCAGAGAAACCCUCACCACCUUGCAGUCCACAAAUGACACUCAGGCUGGGAGAAAAAUCCGCAUUUCAAAGAAUGGGACUCUCAACAUCUACAUCGCCUUGGACAUUUCAGAGAGUAUUGAAGAAAAACACUUCAAAAAAGCAAAGGAGGCCAUCAUUACACUUAUUAAAAAGAUCUCAACCUUCACUGUGACACCAAACUAUGAAAUUAUCUUUUUCUCCUCUGAAGUGUUUGAAGUUGCCAACAUUGUGGAUUUUUAUAGUGGCACAGAAAAUCUGAUUUCCGUCAUCAAAAAGUUGGAAGCAUUUAAAAUAGGUGACAAGAGCACUGGAACAGAUGUGAACGCUGCUUUAAAGACAUUUGAAGACCGCAUGGCUUGGAUAGAAGAACGGGAAAAAGAGAAUUUUCGUAAACAUCGUCACGUCUUUCUCCUCUUCACAGACGGUGCGUACAACAUGGGUGGCUCCCCGUUGCCAACAUUAGCCAGAAUAAAGAGCAGGGUCUACAUGAGUCCCACAGGUGAUCCUGGGUCAAGGUUGGAAUAUCUCGAGAGCUACGUCUUUGGCAUCGGAGCUGUCAUCUUUGAUGAUGACCUGCAGCCCCUCACAGCUGGAACUGAAGAAGAAAAACAUUACUUUAGACUGGAGAAAGAGACUAAUUUAGCAGCAACUUUUGAUAGUAUAAUUGAUGAAAAUGAAGUCAUUGGCCUCUGCGGUCUGCACAGAACUUAUGAUCUCCUAGGAAACAAAGCUAGUAUAAAGGCAAUGUAUCCAUGGGUGGUGUUUAUCAACAUCCAGGGCGAAUCCCCAAAGAAGUGCCUGGGCUCGCUGGUGUCACCCGAGUUUGUCUUGACCGCUGCCCACUGCUUCAUCUUCAGCGACGAACCAAAAAAUGUCCAAGUGGAAAUUGAAGACGGGCACGGCAGCAAAAAUAAAAAAGUGAAAACGUUUAAGCUACAUCCACAGUACAAUGUUACGGCUCGAAAGAAUCAAGGCGUGGAGGAGUUUUAUGACUAUGAUGUUGCUCUCAUCCAGCUGGAGAAACCUGUUAACAUCUCCCAUUCUGCCAGACCCAUAUGCAUACCUUGUACUAAGCAAACCAAGGAUGCUCUUAGACUCCCUCCGUCAUCAACAUGCAAAGAUCAAGAGGAGCUUUUAUUGAAAAACCAACAGGAAAGACUCAGUUUCUUGACUCGGUUGGAGCCACUAGUUGGUGAAAAAGACGUCUAUGCAAAGCUUGGAGAUAGCAGAGAUCUAUGCAUCAAAAAAGCAUUGGAAGCAAAGGGAAUAAAAGCAAAAGACCCGAAGAUUCCUGUGACGGAUAACUUUCUGUGCACUGGCGGUGAGAGGGAGCACAUAGCAUGCACUGGUGACUCUGGAGGAGCUGUGUUCAAGAACUAUGAGGAUCGCACUAUACAGAUUGCAUUGGUCAGCUGGGGAACCCAGGAGCUUUGCACUGGAGGUGGUAUGAUAGAGUCAACCGAGAAAUCCAGAGAUUUCCACAUUAAUCUUUUCAAAAUGAUUCCUUUUCUCAAAGAAAUCAUGGGAAAUGAUGACUCGGAUGACUUUGCAUCCAUUGGAUUUAUAGACUAAUAAAGACAUUCCAUUGAGAAAGUCUCUUAGAUAAGAGGCAAAAAUGUCUUUAAUUCAAAAAAGCUACAAUGUUCCUUCUUUUUAACACUGUUUCUGCUGUUAAAGACAUUGACUUUUGCCAGUACUUCUGCCACUUAAAUGAUUCAAGCUGCUGUCUCAAGCUGACAUAAUACACACUGUACACUUCAUCAAUAAAGCACUUUUUUUCCUCAU